UCAAGAGCAAGAAGAAACGGUAAGUUUAUUGAAAAAAUUGGCACUUACAACCCUAUAACAAUUCCAGCUACUAUUGAUAUAGAUGUAGAUCAAGCUCUUAAAUGGUUAGAGAACGGAGCUCAACCUACAGAUACAUGCAAAAAAAUUCUUUCAUACAAAGGGGUUUUAUAUAAAAAACAUUUAAAAGGAGGGGUAGCAAAAGGUGCUUUUGAUGAGCAAGAAAUGGAAAAGAAAUUUAAUGAUUGGGUUGAAGCAAAAGAAAAAAUAGCUAAUGAAAAAAUAGCUUCAUUAGAACAAAAAAAACAAGAUUUUAAGAACGCUCAAAUCGAAGCUGCAAAAAAAGCAAACGCUGAAAAAAUAUUAUCACAACAAACUUCUGAAGAAAGUGCUCAUCCAGACGAUGUGGAAUUAGGUUGUGGUGCAACGGUUGCGAAAUAUACAAACAAGGGCAUGUCUGUCGGUAUUUUAGAUUUAACACAAGGUGAAUUAGGUACUCGUGGAAAUGAAUUUACACGAAAACAAGAAGCAGAAAAAGCAGCUGAAAUAUUAAAAGUAAAAAUACGAUAUAAUCUAAAAUUUAAAGAUGGUUUUUUUAUAGAUGAUAAAGAACACCAAUUAAAGAUUAUUCAAAAAAUAAGAGAAUUUCAACCGGAUAUUGUAUUAGCAAAUGCUAUAAAUGAUAGACAUCCGGAUCAUCCCAAAGCAGGAAAAUUAAUUUCUACAGCCUGUUUUUUAAGUGGUUUGACAAAAAUAGAUACAAAUCAAAAAGCUUGGAGACCAAAACAUGUCUUUCAUUAUAUUCAAUGGGAUAACCUAAAACCAGAUUUUGUAAUAGAUAUUUCUGAAUAUAUUGACAUAAAACUUAAAGCUUGCUUAGCAUAUAGUACCCAAUUUUAUAAUCCACAAUCAUCAGAACCAGACACUCCGAUAACUUCAAAAAACUUUGAAGAAAGUAUUGUUUAUAGAGCAAAAGAUUUGGGGAGAUUAAUUGGAACAAAUGCC
This is a messenger RNA of Darwinula stevensoni, 1002 nucleotides long. The record is from the annotation of a GenBank genome assembly. NCBI's taxonomy places the organism in Eukaryota, Metazoa, Arthropoda, Ostracoda, Podocopida, Darwinulidae.